ACCCUUUAUUGUGAAAUCUCGCGAACCGGAAGUUGACAGUUAGCAUCUCACAGUUUACCUCCUCGGAGUGUCUGUGAGUGUYCAGGUGUAAAAAUGUUACCUUUAUCUAUUAAAGACGACGAGUACAAACCGGCCAAGUUCAACCUGCUGGUCAAACUGUCCGGAUGGUUCAGGUCCAUAUUAGCUGAUAAAACCUCGAGGAAUCUCUUCUUCUUCCUCUGUCUCAACCUUUCCUUCGCCUUCGUGGAGCUAACCUAUGGAAUCUGGAGUAACAGCGGCCACAGUCACUCUCUGUUCAACGGCAGCGUGAACCACAGCCACGGAGGACUGGAGCACCACAGCAAACACUUGGACAGACACGGAGGACACGGAGAGCAGGAAGGACACGGACACAGCCACGGAGGACACGGACACAGCCACGGAGGACACGGACACAGCCACGGAGGACACGGACACAGCCACGGAGGACACGAGGAACCACACUUUCACAACGAGCCGGGAUCAGGCUCCAGCAAACAGAUCCUGCAGGGCGUCCUCCUGCACAUCAUCGCCGACACGCUGGGCAGCGUGGGCGUGAUCAUCUCCGCCCUGCUGAUGCAGAAGUACGAGCUGAUGAUCGCCGACCCCAUCUGCUCCAUGCUCAUCGCCCUCCUCAUCGGAGUCAGCUCCUCAAGGAGUCCAUCGGCAUCYUGAUGCAGAGAACCCCGCCUUCCCUGGACCACGCCCUGCCCGAGUGCUACCAGAGGGUGCAGCAGCUGCAGGGGGUCUACAACCUGCAGGAGCCUCACUUCUGGACCCUCUGUACCGAUGUUUACAUUGGAACCUUAAAGCUGCUGGUGGCCCCUGACGCCGACACCCGCUGGAUCCUCAGCCAGACGCACAACAUCUUCACUCAGGUUGGCGUUCGACAGCUGUACGUUCAGAUCGAUGUGGCGGCCAUGUAGAAGCUCCGCCUCCACACCUGGGAUGUGGCGGCCAUGUAGAAGCUCCGCCUCCACACCUGAGACCAAUCACAUUUAGUUCUUGCUGCAGGUGACCUCUGAAGCCCACAGUGGCUGCAGGACACUCAGGGGGGUGAGGAGGGGGAACACAUGAAGAACAUUUGAACUCAAAAARCUCCGCCCAAUUUUUUUUUAUUAUGGGGUUGCCAGGCAACAAGUCCUCCCCCCCUCCCCCUCUGCACUUUAACUGGAGCAAAGCAUUCUGGGAAAGUGCCUUUAUCAUGAAUCAGAGACAAUCUGAGCUCCUCCCACUACUGCUGACAUCACAGCUGAGACCUGAUUGGUCCUUGGCGAGUGUGAUGUCACUGUUUUUACUGUGCCAAACCAUGUGACCAAACAUGUGACCUGAGUGUUUUUUAAUCACUGUAAUAAAUAAUUCUCUUCUGA
Austrofundulus limnaeus is the source of this 1388-nucleotide messenger RNA. RefSeq names its product solute carrier family 30 member 7 (gene slc30a7). Gene Ontology annotation, biological process: intracellular zinc ion homeostasis; zinc ion import into Golgi lumen. Gene Ontology annotation, molecular function: zinc ion transmembrane transporter activity. The record is from RefSeq and is a predicted model, not a curated record. Gene Ontology annotation, cellular component: membrane; Golgi apparatus; cytoplasmic vesicle. Lineage: Eukaryota; Metazoa; Chordata; Actinopteri; Cyprinodontiformes; Rivulidae.